Didymodactylos carnosus is the source of this 1229-nucleotide messenger RNA. Lineage: Eukaryota; Metazoa; Rotifera; Eurotatoria; Philodinida; Philodinidae. The record is from the annotation of a GenBank genome assembly.
CAAGCCAAUCUUCUCAGCCCCCUGCACAAUCGAUACAGUAAUAUCACCUUGAUCUUUUAUACCAAGAAAACGAAGAUUUUUCUGUCGUGAAUUUCGCUCACGAGCAUUCAUGUCAAACUGUAGUUGAUCUAGCUGCUGCUCAAUUUCUUCCGUUUUUUGUUCGAAUAAACUAAUUAAUGUAACCGAAAAGGAUUAUACAAAAUAAACGACAGUGUCACAUUUUUUUUGCAAUCUGUGUAUUUAUACAUAUGUGCAGAAACAGAGAUGUAUAGAAUAAAUACAGCGCGGUAAGUCUUAACUGAUUAAGCGUCUACUAGGCUCUUUCGAUUAAUUCCAUUAGUUAAACCAUAUAAAAGAACGUUGUACAGGGAAGCAGAAUACAGAACAAAAUUUGAGUAAAUUUUUAUUGCGUAGUCUGAGGCAUCCUUUUAUUCAGAACUACAACACUGGAGAACGACAUAUUACAUAAUGAGUUUAUGGUAUGUAUUCUUAAGUUUUCCUUUGUAUCCUCAGGAUGAAGAGUGAAACUUUGAUUAUUUUAAUUUUUCGAGGAACAUAUCCGAGCAUUGACUUUAUGUUAUAAUCAAAGCAGUUGCAAAGUGCACAUGUAAGACUAGCUAAAGUUUGGUGUAAGACCAAGAAACGCGCUUUUCUCUGUUCAAAUUCAGGUUAAAUAUUGUCGAGAAUUAGCUGCAUUGUACCCAGAUGAAAUUAUUAAUUUUUCAUGUGAUAAUAAAGCUAAAGUUCAUGUUGGUACACUUGCUGUGAUGUUUGCUUGGGAUGAUAGUAAAUAUAAUCCUGUUGAAAGAACGUUAUCAUACUUAUCUAAACAAAUAACCAGUGCGGUAUUAAACCGUAAAAUAUCAAAUAAAACAAGCGAACAAAAUAAUUUUGAUAACGCUGUUACAGUAUUAUGUUCAUAUUGGGAUAAAAAUUUUUAUGAUUCGUAUCAGAUAUCAUGUAUACCAGUUAUUUCAUAUUCAAUACUACUUUAUGGUGGUAAUAGUGAUAGAAUUAAUCUAUUAAAGACAGAAAAAUAUAGAAAAAAUGCUCAAAAUAAAGGUAUUCAUGGUAAAUUUCAAUUUUUUAUGAAACAUUGUCGUCGUAGUACAUAUUUAGUAUUAUUUAUAAAAUGCGAUGAUCCAAAUUGUUACCACUGUUUAAUGAGAGCCUGGUUAUCCAUUUUCGUUUUUGUCGCUGAGGAAAACAAAACGUUGCCGAAAGGGUAG